Messenger RNA from Trifolium pratense (red clover), 475 nucleotides. Its product is annotated as L-tryptophan--pyruvate aminotransferase 1-like. Lineage: Eukaryota; Viridiplantae; Streptophyta; Magnoliopsida; Fabales; Fabaceae. The record is from RefSeq and is a predicted model, not a curated record. The coding region runs from base 50 to 475 and encodes 141 amino acids. Gene Ontology annotation, molecular function: carbon-sulfur lyase activity. The transcript has 2 exons.
GACACCCAUCGUCAUCAACAAAACAAAGAGCAUAUUAAGUUAUUAAAGUAUGGUGGUCUCUCCUAUUAAUGGUUCUUCACCUUUGUCACAUUCCAAUGGCAGAACAAUACCUCUCUCUACUUUCUCACGCAAUUCCUUUGUCAAUGUUGAGAAGGGUGAUCCAGUGGCAUUCCGGUCAUAUUGGGAGAAGGUGAGAGAUGAAUGUACGGUAGAGAUCAAAGGUGACGAAUGGAUGAGUUACCUUGGUGAUACAAACAACUUAUGUUGGUAUAUGGUGCCACAAAUGAGGGAUGCAAUUUUGAGGCUCCACAAUGUGGUCGGUAAUGCUGUCACAAAAGAUAAGUUCUUAGUAUUAGGGACAGGUUCUUCUCAACUCUACCAAGCUCUUCUAUAUGCACUAUCUCCUUCAGAAUCCUCUCAUCGUCCCAUCAAUGUUGUUGCUGCUGCUCCUUAUUAUUCGGUAAUUUAUCUUUAG